AGGUUAAAACACGGUGUAUGUCGCGAUGUAAAUAAACUUUCGAAUCAGAUAUGUGUACCUGGGACUUUCAUUUAAAAAAAGGGUAAGCUUUCCUCUGUUUUUUUGAACACGUCCACCUACCACGAGCUGUAUAAAGCUCUGUUCAGACAAACCACUCGUAGGAUUGCGAUUUUAGACGAGCACUCUCCAGGAAAUUCAAGGUAAAGGCGACGGUGACACGAUAGUGAAAAAAAAAUUGGCAAUAGACGGUUACACAGUGAGCUAGCGACGCCAAAGUAUAGUGAUGACGCGAUCUGCGAUCGAAAAGGCGGUCACCUGCGUUGAAUGAGAAAAUUUAAACGUACAUUUCAGUCAACGAUUCGCGAUCGAGUCGUGGAGGGAUGUAAUUGUAGGUAUCGUGCAGUGGUCCAUUUUGACAGCCCGAUUUGACAUUGAAAUUGUGUAAUAAAUUUCGCCAAUCGUCUCAGCGUAUAGUGGGCGAUUCGCCUCAUCAUCGAUCGCCCAAAAGUGUCGCAUCCGUGAUGGUAAAUGCGAAGUUGGAGCAAAUCGCGAAAACAAAUUGUAUCAAGUGCGAUCUCGAUCUCGAUCUCGGUUAUCAGUGCGACGACGUUAUCAAUCGGUAGGCCUACGAGUAGGUAGUACGUGCCUACUUGGGCGUCGAAAGUGAAGUGAAGAAAUGCCAGUCAAAUGGCAAAUGGCUCCGUGUCCGACGACAUCGGACACAGGUUCAGUACGCCUCAAUAUUACGUUAUAAAUACGGUCACGUUAAUCGGUAUCUUCGUAUCGAUAGUAUUCAUCUGUAUACAUUUGGUGGUGCAUUUAUUAGCCAAUAAAUUACACAACUUGCCUGGCCAUAAUUUAGCCUCGUUUUGCGUAUCUCUGCUAAUGGAGUAUAGCUCCAUAUUGCUCAGCGUCGUCCUGGAAGAUUACUUUUGCACCGAGAUAACAGCUACGGUGAAUUAUUUCGUACUAACGUCCUACAUGUGGAUGCUAAUCAUGUCGUACGAGACGUGGAGUACGAUUCGUACAUCGAUGAGGCAAUGCGCCCUAUCCACCGGUAAUCGCUGGAAACGGUUUUAUAUCUAUUCCGCCUGCUGUUGGCUAAUUCCAGCCUUGUUCCUAGCCUUGGAUUACGUCGUGCCGCAAUUCAACGCCAAAUACGCUGUUAUCACCGAUGAUAAAACGUGCCCGAGAUCCGAUCCUCUGCUGACCAUGAUCAAGGAAUGCGUCCUGCUCGUGAUAUUGUUCUCGAAUUCGUUGUUUUUCGGCAGCUCGCUGUAUUACUUGAGUAAUCACUCGGUUCGGAAUUUGAACACGACCGAUAGCGGAUUCGCCAAGAGAUUCAGUUUGUAUAUGAGGCUGGUGCUGAUAACUGGGUUCACGUGGACGUUGGAAGAGCUAGCUUUCUAUUCCGGAUGGGAUGUUUUAUCGUUGGCUUUUCAAACUAUAAACAUGUUCGAAGGAUUGUUCAUAGCUGUGGCAUUUACUUGCCGGAAGCAAGUGCUCGAUUCCGUUAGAUUUCUCAAAUGUAUAUAAAUUAUUACCUAUAAUAUGAUGAGGCAAUUACAUUAAAUGUGUGAAUCCUCUCUGCCUGCCUAUCAAUCUUACCAAAAUACUUCUGCGUUUAUUUUUAUUGUUUGUGUUCGAUUGAAAAUAUUUUUAAAAAGGGCCUUUGAAAAAACAAACAAAACUACUUAUUCGUAAGGUAUAAAAUAAUGAACAUAUAAAAUGUUUAGAUCGGAAAUUACUCGUAUUAUUAUCGCGCAAAUUAGGUUAGAACGAAGAAAACUUUCAUGCAUUGAUGUAGCCUACUGCUUAAUAAAUUUUUACCAAUUUGUA
Messenger RNA from Planococcus citri (citrus mealybug), 1839 nucleotides. Its product is annotated as G-protein coupled receptor Mth2-like. The record is from RefSeq and is a predicted model, not a curated record. Gene Ontology annotation, biological process: cell surface receptor signaling pathway; G protein-coupled receptor signaling pathway. The transcript has a single exon. NCBI's taxonomy places the organism in Eukaryota, Metazoa, Arthropoda, Insecta, Hemiptera, Pseudococcidae. Bases 688 to 1536 code for a protein of 282 amino acids. Gene Ontology annotation, molecular function: G protein-coupled receptor activity. Gene Ontology annotation, cellular component: membrane.